AUGUUUCGCACUCCCAUAAGAACAAGAAGUCUAACACGCGCAGAGCGCGAUGCAAAACCUGAGGUAAUUAGAGUGUCCAAGUCUUCGCCCUCGCACUCAACGACUAUUCGACCAGCAGACACGACGUUCGUUGCUGGCAGCAGCCAUAUGGAAACCUCGGCGCACACCGACGUGCCGCACCCGCUGCCAGCGCACAGCAUGGUAUCUAAAUCCUCGUCUGCCAUACGGAAAAGGUUAGAAUAUGAGCGCGCUAAAGAAAAGGCCAAGAUUGCUAACGAGUUGUUAGAUUUGAAGUAUGAGGCUGAACUAGCCAACCUAAAGUCAGAAAAAUACAGUUCACACCAAAGUGGUAAAAGCUCACGUCACAGUUCCCGCAUUAGCAACGCCAGUAAGAGCACUCGUCAAAAUGUUGAAGACUGGAUGGAGCGUAGCGCGCGAGAACUUGAUCCGUUGCAGCCCGCCCCCGAGGAUGAUGAUAACCUGGGCGACCGCAACCAGCCGGCACCUCCCCUCGCCGACUCUAAUGGUACUAUCAAGUUACUCGCAGCCGCAGUAAAGAAUUUGACGAUCGCCUCCACUAAAGAUAAGUCACAUGCCAACAUUUUGAGCCGCAUAUGUACGCCGCGAGAUUUACCGAAAUAUUCCGGCGAUCCGCUCGAAUGGCUGCAAUUUAAACAAGCGUUUGAGGAGUCAACUGACGUUUGUAAAUUUACCCCGAAGGAAAACUUAUGGAGAUUACGUAAGUGUCUGCAAGGACAAGCAAAAGAAACCGUGUCAGCCCUGCUUAUGACCGCCGCCUCUCCUGAUCGUAUUAUGGCGACACUUGAACUUCGUCACGGCGACCCCGAGUGUAUUAUAAGCAGACUCAUUCAUGACAUUAAGAAGCUUCAGACCAUGUCCCAAGAGUAUCAGAAAGAUAUUGUCAAUUUUUCUGUCAAAGUUCAAAACUUUGUGGAGUCUGUGAAGGCAGUGGGGCGCGAGGAGUACGUGCAAGGGCUUAGCAUUGUCCCAUUGUUAAUAUCGAAACUACCUUCAGUACUCGUUUCAAAGUGGUCGGAUUAUAGCUAUCCACUAAUCAAGGACGGAGCAAAGUCACGUUUGAAUAUUAUGUCCGACUUUCUCAACAUGGAGGCUCUCAAGAUUGCCACGACCGCCAACGUUCAUCUACAAAGUUAUCGCCCUGAGCAGAAUAAACAAAAGCAACACGAUACUACUACUAAAGUUGCACCGAAAGCGCAAGCAAUUUUAUUGCAAACUGACCAACGCGACGACGAAGGGAAGAACGAUAAGUGCCUCUUUUGCCGCACUCAAUGUCACAAGUUGCCUGACUGUAAGAAGUUUAAACGCGCUUUACGUAAAGACAGAUGGCGCCACGUUAAGAAGUACGGACUUUGCUACAAAUGCAUAUCGCAACGCCACGAUCGUGAGACUUGUUCUGCGCCUGCGUGCGACAAGGACGGAUGCGGAGGUGCACACCACAGUCUAUUGCACUACGUAGACAUCAGCAAAGAUGGCAAAGCUUCCACUUCGCGCCCGGUUGACGUUAACGUCAGCGCCUUGCCGCAGCCCGAGUCAACCUCAGUCACGGAGUCACCAUCGAGUUCCACAAUACAGUCAUCGUCUGUAACUGAAGCUGCGACGUGCUCUAUAAAUACUGAAAAGCGCGUACUAUUGAAAGUAGUUCCUGUCAACAUUCACGGACCGAACGGCGUGUUUAGUACGACUGCAUUUUUGGACGACGGGUCUUCAGUUUCGUUAUUCAGCUCCGAGUUAGCAGCGCGCGCCGGCCUCACCGGCCGCAACGAAUCCAUGCGCGUGUGCGGCGCCUGGAAAGACGACGAGCUUGUGCACGAAGCAACUGUACUGACUUUACGUAUUUCUAGUGCUAGUGGUAGUAUACAUGAUUUAAAUGUACGUAGCGUUCAACAAUUGAGUAUACCUGUACAAAAUGUUAACUUAGUAGACUGCGACAAGUAUGAGCAUUUGAAAAAACUUAAAACUCAACUUCCUUUUGCUAAGAUUUCUAAGCCAGAGUUGUUAAUAGGUCAGGACAAUUAUAAUUUACUUGUGCCUUUAGAAGUAUGCUUAGGGCCUGAUAACGAACCGUCAGCUACACGCACCCCCUUAGGUUGGUGUGUCCAUGGGCCGGUACAUGUGCCGCGCGCGUCGCGGGCCGCACGAUCAGCGCACGCCACGCUCAACCUCUGCGUAGUGCCUGAGGAAGACGCCGUCGCGCACGCACUGCGUGAGCUACACGACGAGGUACGCCGCUCGUUUGCGAUCGACUCUUUGGGAGUUGCAGGUAAGCCUAGAGAGAAUGCUGACGAUGUGAAAGCGCAGGAAAUGUUAGAGAAGUCUGCAGUGCUCACCAAUGGCAGGUGGUCAGUGGGUCUUCCGUGGAAAGAUCCGCACGUCAGCUUGCCCGAUAGUUACCCUAGCGCAUUUAAGCGGCUACAGGGUGUAGAAAAGAAAAUGCUAGCUGAUAAAGCUUAUGGACUCAGGUACGAGGAACGUGUCAACCAUUUGUUUGAAAACGAUUUCGCACGGGAAAUGGCCGACACGUCACUCACGCCUAACACAUGGUACUUGCCACAUUUCGGAGUUGACAAUCCGAACAAGAAGAAGCUGCGUUUGGUUUAUGACGCAGCAGCUAAAAGUCAAGACCAGAACGCCCUCAGAUUCCUGUGGAGAGGUAGGAACCCCACAGGCCCAGUGAAGACGUACGCGAUGACGUCGCUGAUUUUCGGCGCGAACUGCUCGCCCUUUAUUGCCCAGUACAUUAAGAACAAGAACGCUAGCAGUAUUGAUAGUCUGCCGGAUGAAGCUACCGCCAUCAGUAUGGUAAAGAAUAUUCGUGAUAUUCACAGUGCGGGAGGUUUCGAAAUCCGUAACUGGACGUGUAAUAGCGCAAAUGUGCUCGACACUAUACCUAAAGAUAUUUUAGGUAAUACAGCUGUGAGGUUUGGACUGGACGAUCAUGACGAAGGUGAGCGCACUCUUGGACUGAUUUGGUACCCUGCCAAGGAUGAACUGGGGUUCGAUGUGUCAUUCAAGCGCAUUCCCGACAGCGUCAUCAAAGGCGAACUGAGACCUACGAAGAGGGUUAUGUUGCGUGUUAUUAUGUCAAUUUUUGACAUUUUUGGGUUCUUGUCACCAUUUACCACACAAGGCAAAGUUAUGUUGCAGGACGCCUGGCGUCUCCAUAUCGACUGGGACGAUAUUAUUCCAGAUGAAUUGUAUAAAAAGUGGUGCAGUUGGUUGGAAUUACUGAAGGUUAUUGGAGAAAUUCGCCUGCCAAGAUGGUACCAGUCAUGCGCUGCCAGGUGUAAGAUGGGCGAUGAGUUGACCACAACUUUACCAAGCUCUUCCUUUCAUGCCGUGACCGAGCAAUGCUAUAGUGACUUAGAACUGCAUUUAUUCGAUGACGCCUCACUUAAGGCAAUGUCAGCGGUUGCGUACUGGCGUUGGAAGAGUAACGAUCAGAUAUGUGUCGCGUUUGUUGCCAGCAAAAGCCGAGUAUCUUCGGUGAAACCUCAAACUGUGCCGCGAUUGGAACUUCAAGCUGCGUUGCUAGCAGCUCGACUCGCUGACUCAAUAGCGAAGGCACAUCGUUUGCCCGUCACACGACGAUACUUUUGGUGCGAUUCGAGUACGGUGCUACACUGGAUUGGCAACAACACUCGUCGAUACAAGACUUUCGAAGCUAAUAGAUUAGGCGAGAUCGACGACCUGUCACAAGCCUCUGGAUGGAGGUAUGUGCCAACAGGACUGAACGUGGCGGACAUUGCUACAAGAGAAACGUUCAAUUAUCAGUCUUUUCUGAAUGAGUGGUUCAAGGGACCCGAGUUUUUGUACAGCGAUGAGACUUGUUGGCCAGCGAACGUCCUGGAACCCGAAAAUGAAGUCGGCGCUGAAGCUUGCAUGACCGUAGUAGAAAACUCACGUACUUGUUUCCCGGUUCCUGACCCUGAGCGCUUCUCCUCGUGGCUACGAUUCAUGCGAUCUACCGCUUGUGUUCUCAAGUUUGUAAAUAAAUGCAGAGGUAUCGCACUUGACGACUACGCCCUGAUGGAGCAAGCAAAGCAGUUAAUCCUGCGCCAAGCUCAAGAAGAUUCCUUUGCCAGUGACAUACAAGCAGUAAAGGCAGGAAAAGACUUGCCACGCGAUAGUCGGCUGCGAAAUCUAUCUCCAUACUUGGACGAGAACAAUGUUUUGCGCGUGAGUGGCCGCAUUGAUGCUGUUUCUGACGUACCUCAGGAAGCGAAAAGGCCCAUUAUUCUUGACGGACGGCAUCCUACUGCCAAGCUUUUGGUCAAGCACUAUCAUGUGAAGGCUGCCCACGGACACCAAGAAGCGGUAGUAAAUGAUUUAAAACAAGAAUUUUGGAUAAUUCACUUGCGACCUACCGUCAAAAAUGUUGCGUCUCGUUGCAUGCUCUGCAGGUUAAGAAAGGCUACCCCACAGGUGCCUCGGAUGGGUGACUUACCUCAAGCGCGCAUGGCGCAUCAUCAACGUGCCUUCACCUUUUGCGGGAUCGAUCUGUUUGGGCCCAUGGAAGUCACAGUAGGCAGACGUCGAGAAAAACGUUACGGCGUUUUGUUUACUUGCCUAACAGUUCGUGCAGUCCACAUAGAAGUUGUUCACACACUAACUACCGACUCAUUGAUUAUGGCGCUUCGACGAAUGGCGUCCCGACGCGGGUGGCCGUCGCAUAUUUAUUCCGACAACGGCACGAACCUACGCGGAGCAGACGUCGAAUUGCGAAGAUCCAUACAGGAGCUCGACGAAGAAUCACUUAGAGCCGAAGCUCUUAACAAUCAAGUUCGCUGGACUUUUAUUCCGCCCGCCAGCCCCCAUUGGGGUGGGGCGUGGGAGCGCUUGAUUCGGACCGUAAAGCGAUCUCUUCGUGUCAUUCUAAAAGAACGAGCGCCCCGAGACGAAACUCUAAGCACUCUUCUAGCGGAAGUAGAAGGUAUUGUCAACGGUCGACCACUAACACACGUGUCAGUAGAGCCGGGCUCCUCUGACGCGCUUACGCCCAACCACUUUCUUAUAGGCUCUUCGUCCAGGUUACCAAUACAUGGCGUAUUUGACGAUUCGGACUUAGCCUUAAGGAAGCAAUGGCGAAUAGCGCAGCGAUUGGCCGACAUGUACUGGAAGCGGUGGAUGAAGGAGUUCCUCCCGCUUCUGUUACCGAGAAAGAAGUGGCAACAGGAGCAGAAGCCACUGAGUGUCGGGGACCUUGUGCUUGUGGUUGACCCAGACUCGCCUCGAAACGUGUGGCCACGAGGCCUAAUUAAAAAUGUCCUACCGGGAAAAGACGGUCGCAUCAGGGUGGUCGACGUCAGCACCGCUACCGGCGUGCUGCGCCGGUCUGUGGCGCGCGUGGCUCCUGUACCUACCCUAGCUGAUUAG
Cydia fagiglandana is the source of this 5415-nucleotide messenger RNA. RefSeq lists its product as uncharacterized. The record is from RefSeq and is a predicted model, not a curated record. NCBI's taxonomy places the organism in Eukaryota, Metazoa, Arthropoda, Insecta, Lepidoptera, Tortricidae. Gene Ontology annotation, molecular function: nucleic acid binding. Bases 1 to 5415 code for a protein of 1804 amino acids. Gene Ontology annotation, biological process: DNA integration. The transcript has 3 exons.